This is a messenger RNA of Xenopus laevis (African clawed frog), 3860 nucleotides long. It is a transcript of the gene stbd1.L, whose product is annotated as starch binding domain 1 L homeolog. The coding region runs from base 273 to 1619 and encodes 448 amino acids. Lineage: Eukaryota; Metazoa; Chordata; Amphibia; Anura; Pipidae. Gene Ontology annotation, biological process: transcription initiation-coupled chromatin remodeling. The record is from RefSeq and is a predicted model, not a curated record. The transcript is spliced from 9 exons. Gene Ontology annotation, cellular component: chromatin.
GGCCCGGUAAAUCUGUGGCGCUAUAUAAUACCAACAGAUAAAGUAUAAAGGAAAAGGGCGCAAGCAGUAUACAAAUUUACAAUGGCUGUCACAAAUCAUCUUAAUGCGACACUAUAGAACGGAGACGCUCUGGAUAUGACGUCACCAAAAGGGCGUAUAUUGGUUGUUGCCACGGAAACGUCGACGCGCCGCGGUGCUUUACUGAGUUACAGGUUCGGUGUGUGUCGUGGAAGGGCCUCGUUUCUGUUUAAUUAAAAGAUCAUUUUUGUGCAAUGUCAGCUUUGGCUUGGAGUGAUUCACCACCUCGUCACCCCUGGUACAAAGAAAGAUUGCAUAAAAAGUUCCUUAAAGAAUCCAACCCAAAGUUAAACUUCUCUGGAGCCUUCAAUAGCCGCCAUUGGAAAUUUUUACCAAAGGGCCUGGAUGAUUUCCGAGAUGGCUACCCCCCAUCCUCUGACACUAACUAUAGUCCAUUAUCUAAUUGUACCGGACCAGCUCCCAUUUUGAAUAACAGACUUAAUGAUCCUGGAUCAACAGAGAAAAAGCCAAAGCAAAGGUUUACCAAGGAACAAACUUGUUUCUCUAAGCUCCUCCCAUUACAGCAAGCUCGUAGGGAGCACAUUGCAGAGAUAGAGUAUGGUCUUACACAGCAUCCACUGGCUCUUUACCCUCAUCUAGAAGAAGGACUUCCUCCUGAAUUAUUUGAGGAAGUAGUGGAAAUCAUUGACCCGGACAUGAGAAUAAGAAGUUCUGCUGGGACCUAUGAACAUGUAUUAGAGGAGCAAGAAGACGAGGGUGACACCUCACGCCAUGAGCAACAGGAAACCCAGAGUGCAAAGUCAAGGGAUCUAAGCACCAGAACCUCAGUGAUGAGUGAACAGUCCAGAUCAAAAAACCCCUACAUUUGGAUUUCGAAGGGUGAAGAGGAAUGUGUGAAGGAAGACAAAAAGGCCAAGAUAAAAAGGAAUUUGACUCCUGGACUAGAUGAGAAUGUCAAAAGUGUUGCUAAGGAGUUCUGUGAUUGGGUGGUUUCUUUGGGUGGCGAAACGUGUAAUAUCAAUGAAUCAACCAUCUUCAGUCUUUUUGCUAGCGGGUAUGAUACUAAACCUGCACUCAGCAUCCCUAUCCAUGUGGUAGAGCUUAAUAAUGUGCCACCAGAACUGAGAAUGUCAGCUGGAGCCACACCUACACAAAGCGCUUUGGGUGCGCAACGCAGAAACCGGAGAGAACAAUAUCAGGAACCUAUAUACCAGCCGAGCUGGGUGAAAACAAAGUAUGGUGCUUGGUACCUGGACCCAAAAACAUGGAAGAAGCAGACAAUCAAUGAAUCUUUAAAAGACCCAAAAGAUGAAGACAUAAACAAGAAUGUAGAUUCAAAAGCCAGUCUUAGCCCAAAGGAUGAAGAAUUGCUACAACUUUAUGGAACAGGAGCUUUUAAAAAAUUUCUGAAAAAGCGAGGCUACAGAAACCCAGAGUUUGUCAACAAAUUAUUUCCUGAGGAGGAACCUGCUGGUCCAGCAAGUGUCUUUUCCAGGGAAUCCAGAGCAGUGUCUACUUCAAGAAGUACCUGGAUUCGAUCUACAUCAGCCUCUACCCAUGAAGAAAGUCUUAUAAACUAGCUUGCUUAUUGAUACUCCAACUUAUAGGGUUUUCAAAUCUUGCUAUGUUCUAAUACAUGAAAAAAAGCUGUUUCUAACUAUAGGUAUCCAUAUUUUUUUUCAUUUUAAUCUGUAUACCUGAACUCAUCAGUGAGAAUGGAGUGAGAGUUUUCUGUUAUUUCUUUCUCCCCUUGUUAGUGUGAAAUAUAAGGGGCACCAUUGCGUAUGAAUGAUUGCCUAUUCAUUUUCUUCCUUAAGAGAACAGUACAUAUUUAGGCAGUCCAUUGAGAUUACAUGAUAAAGUUUCCAAAAAUUUUGAGCGAAAGAAAAAGAAACCCUACCAAUAGUUAUGAUUCUAAAGUUGUCCAAAAAAAUUCUAAAAAAUAAUGUACCACAAUUAUUUAAUGACAAUAGUUCCUAAAGAAUUAUAAUAAGAUUAUAAAGUGCCAGUGCCGCUAUAAAUUCAUCCAAGGAUAGAAAAAUUCAUUAUUUAAGUAAAGUGCAGUGCAAUAAUUUAGAAUAUUAGACCCAAAAAGGAUUUUGAAUUAGUUUAAAAUUUUUUUAUAAAAAAUGACCAAACAUGGUAGUGGGUUAAAAAAUGCAGUCACAAUCCAAAGAAUUAGAUGGUAGAAAUUGGAAAGAAUAGAUGGUGGAGUUGUCCCGUAAACUAGCUGCCUGAUUUUUUCUAGAGCCUGGGACACCACAAAGAUAAGGCAGGACAGGGUAACCGGGGCUGUGGCCUUGGUAUUUUAGCUUGCCCUAGAUGUUUACAAGAGGCUAGAUAACCCUAAAAAGCCACAAACCGUCGGCCCCUUAGAAUAGAAGGAAGAUUAAAAGAGGUUGUAUAGGAUAAGAGAGGAUUUGACCCAAAGCUUUCUUGCCCCCACUUCCGUUGAAAGAACCCAGCCAGAUUAUUAUUGAUAGAUCGAUUUUGCAAAAAGAUUCAAUUUGAGCACAAGAGGAUUACUAGGAACGCCGACGUAGGUUUCGCUGAAUAGCUUUGUCAAGGCGAAAAGGUUUUUUUGCAAAAUCGAUCUAUCAAUAAUAAUCUGGCUGGGUUCUUUCAACGGAAGUGGGGGCAAGAAAGCUUUGGGUCAAAUCCUCUCUUAUCCUAUACAACCUCUUUUAAUCUUCCUUCUAUUCUUUCCAAUUUCUACCAUCUUCUAAUUCUUUGGAUUGUGACUGCAUUUUUUAACCCACUACCAUGUUUGGUCAUUUUUUAUAAAAAAAUUUUAAACUAAUUCAAAAUCCUUUUUGGGUCUAAUAUUCUAAAUUAUUGCACUGCACUUUACUUAAAUAAUGAAUUUUUCUAUCCUUGGAUGAAUUUAUAGCGGCACUGGCACUUUAUAAUCUUAUUAUAAUUCUUUAGGAACUAUUGUCAUUAAAUAAUUGUGGUACAUUAUUUUUUAGAAUUUUUUUGGACAACUUUAGAAUCAUAACUAUUGGUGGGGUUUCUUUUUCUUUCGCUCAAAAUUGUGUUUAUUGUUCUGACAUUUAGUCAGACCUCAACUAAUAGUUGUGAAAGAUCUUUUCUGUGUUUGAAUAAAGGCACCUUUUUUUAGGGUUACAUUUCAAAGUUUCCAAAAAUAUUAUGCCUAGUAAACUCCUAUUAUAAAUCCAAAUUUACUGCACAUCAUUGCUGUUCUUUAAGCGCUAUAUAGAGACAUACAGUAUAUUUUGUGUUUAGGUAGGAACAUAACUCUUACUAUAAGUGGAGGUCAAAUUCAGUUGGACAUUUGUGCCCACUGCCUGUUUAAAAAUGGACAAAAAACUAGGAUGCACCGAAUCCACUAUUUUGGAUUUGGCCAAACCCCCGAAUCCUUUGCGAAAGAUUCGGCCGAAUACCGAACCGAAUCCGAACCCUAAUUUGCAUAUGCAAAUUUGGGAUGGGAAGGGGAAAACAUUUUUUACUUCCUUUUUUUCUGACAAAAAUUCACACGAUUUCCCUCCCCACCCCUAAUUUGCAUAUGCAAAUUAGGGUUCGGCUGGGCAGAAGGAUUUGGCCGAAUCCUGCUGAGAAAGGCCGAAUCCUGGUUUUGGUGCAUCCCUACAAAAAACAUCUCUUUUCAAAGCAGAAAAAAACUUGAAAUAACUAGGGGUGACCAGGCAGGUAGACACUUAUGUUCCCUCAAUUUUUUUUAAAGCCAGGUUACAAUCAUUUACAAAUAAAGAUUAUCAGGCAAUACAGCAGCCCCAGAUAUCUCUUUAUGGGCUUAAAGGAGUUGUUCACCUUUGAGUUAACUUGAUGUUUACUUUACAGUG